Messenger RNA from Eutrema salsugineum, 498 nucleotides. RefSeq names its product keratin, type II cytoskeletal 68 kDa, component IB. The record is from RefSeq and is a predicted model, not a curated record. NCBI's taxonomy places the organism in Eukaryota, Viridiplantae, Streptophyta, Magnoliopsida, Brassicales, Brassicaceae. Bases 63 to 404 code for a protein of 113 amino acids. The transcript has a single exon.
UCUAUAAUUAUUCUCAAUCUUAUCUGGUUUUCUCACUCAUAUAAAUUCACAAUCAUAAAACCAUGAGAUCAGAUAACCUCUGGACGCGGAAACCAGAAAUCAAAACCGGGAAAUCCGAGUUUCCGGUUAUCAGAUUCCUCCGUGGGCACAUCGAGAAAAUCAAGGACCAAACCGGAGGUCCCGGAAUCGGCGGCGGUUUAGGUUGCGGAGCUGGAAUCGGCUUCGGCUUCACCGGCGGGCUCGGGUUAGUCGCUUCUGAAGGGAUUAACCAUUCUAAUGUGGUGUUUGGCAUCGGAAUGGGUUGCGGUAUCGGGUUCGGGUUCGGGUACGGGUUUGGAGUUGGCGGCGGAUUCAAUUUCGACGACAUUGGUGAUAAAUUGACCUAUGGGAAAAGCUCCGGUUAAUAAUCCCGGUCGGGUAAUUGGAUUUUUAAUGGAUUAUUGAGACAUUUUGUGUUAAUUAUUCAUUUUCAAUCAAAAUACUCUUCCUUUUUGUCUU